CCGUUUACACUCGCAGCCUCUACGGUCGCAAUGGCGGCUGUGUCUGUAGCUCAGGCUCAGCUGGAUGCCGCAUUACUGGGAGCUACUGGCCAAGCCGAGAAAGAACAGCUUAUCCUCCAACACCUCAGAAAACUAGAUGGCAGGGAAACCGAUUUAAAAGUCCCUGAGUUUGAUGAAGGUCUGGAGUGGGUGAACACGGAAGAACCUCUUCUCUUACACGAAGACCUUUGCGGUAAAGUGGUGGUACUGGAUUUCUUCACUUACUGUUGUAUCAACUGCAUGCACUUGCUGCCAGACCUUCAUGCCUUAGAACAGGAGCACUCUGAUAAAGAUGGAUUAGUAGUUGUUGGUGUCCACUCAGCGAAGUUUCCAAAUGAAACGAUUCUUAAGAACAUUCAGAGUGCUGUCCUUCGUUAUAAUAUUACUCAUCCAGUCGUGAAUGAUGCUGAUGCAAAGCUGUGGCAGAAACUUGAGGUGACAUGUUGGCCAACACUAGUAAUUCUAGGUCCUCGGGGAAAUAUGCUGUUCACUCUAAUUGGAGAAGGACACAGGGAACAGCUUUUUUCAUUUAUUUCAAUGACCUUGAAGUACUACAAAGAAAAAGAAGAAAUUAAAGAUCAUGGCAUCAAAUUAAAAUUAUACAAAGAUUCUUUGCCACCUUCGUCAUUGCUUUUUCCGGCUAAAAUUGCAGUGGAUAAUGCUACAGGUAGACUAGCAAUUGCAGACUCUGGCCAUCAUAGGAUUUUAGUGACUGAAAAAAAUGGAGAAGUUCUUCAUGCAGUUGGAGGACCAAAGAGUGGGUGGAAAGAUGGGAGCAUUUUUGAAGCCAGUUUUAAUUCUCCUCAAGGGGUAUUGAUGAAGGAUAAUAUCAUCUAUGUGGCAGAUACGGAGAACCAUGCAAUAAGAAAAAUUGACCUUAUGACAGAAAGGGUGAACACAAUAGCAGGAACAGGAGUUCAGGGAACUGACCAAGAAGGUGGUAAGACAGGAGUGGAACAGUCAAUCAGUUCACCUUGGGAUCUAGCUUUCGGCGCCACUGGCAGUACUGAAGAUAGUCUUCUGUACAUCGCAAUGGCAGGUACUCAUCAGAUAUGGGUCAUUUUUCUAGAAGAUGGAAAACUCCCAAGAGGAAUAGAGUGCAAGAAAGGAACGUGCAUUCGUUUUGCUGGGAGUGGUAAUGAAGAAAACCGAAACAAUUCCUAUCCUCACAAAGCAGGAUUUGCUCAACCAUCAGGUUUGUCUGUAGCUCCUGCGGAACGGAACAGCCUUUUUGUCGCUGACAGUGAGAGCAGCACAAUCCGCUCUGUAUCACUGAAGGAUGGUGCUGUAAAAAACCUGGCGGGAGGAGAAAGGGAUCCUCUGAAUCUAUUUGCUUUUGGAGAUCUGGAUGGUAUUGGAAUAAAUGCAAAGUUGCAGCACCCCCUUGGAGUGGCUUGGAAUGAAAAGAGGGGUCUGUUGUAUGUAGCAGAUUCCUAUAAUCACAAAAUCAAAGUAAUAGAUCUAAAAACAAAACAAUGUACUACACUAGCAGGAACUGGCAGAGCCAGCAAUAUAAUUGGUUCUAAUUUCAACCAAGCUACAUUCAAUGAGCCAGGAGGUGUGUGUGUUGGUGAACAUGGGAAUGUACUAUAUGUGGUGGACACUAAUAAUCACCAGGUCAAAGUGCUUGAUUUGGAAAUGCAGACAAUCUCUGUGUUGGCAAUCACGACUAUGGUUACUGUAGAUGCUUCCAAAUCUGCAAAACCAAAGAAUGUUUCUAGGUUACCAAAAUCUGCUGCUUCAGUGCAAAUGGCUCCAUUAGUUGUGUCAUCUGGUCAGAUGCUGCAGUUCUGUCUGAAGAUUGACCUUCCAGAAGGAGCAGAGCUCACCGAGGGGGCACCCAGUUUCUGGGAGCUCUUGGCAGAAGGGCAUGAAUGGCUCUUUGCAGGACAGAAGAUCAGUGGAGAAAUAGUUGAUCUUGUGAAUAUACCUGAAGUGUUCUUUGUUCUUCCUGCUGAAGUACAAACAAAUGCACUUUUGUUAACUAUAGAUGUGUGCCUCUAUUUUUGUAAUAAGAACAACAAUAAUUGCCAAAUGAAAGGAAUUUCAUUUAAACAACCGUUACAAUUCUCCAACACAGGUCAAGGAGCUAUUUCAAAAGUGAACCUUUCUUUUAGCUUUUAAACAAAUAGCUUUCAGAAUUAACUCUUAGAAAUUCCCUCUCCAGGUAACUAAAAUAAUCAAAUAAAGAUGUAUCUUUCAGCUUUUUGCCAUAAAGAUCAGUUCAUUAAAUCUAAUCUUUGAGAAUUAGUUGGCACAGUGGGCUAAUAAACUGCCCAUUUAGUUAUAGUUACCCAAGUUGGAAUCCAGCCCAGACCGACAGGAGGAAGAUCUUGGCAUGACUUUAAACAGUCCAAAUCCAGUCUCUAUUUAGUAUGGUCCUACAUAGCAAAAUUCUUAAUUUGGCAUUAAUGGCAUUGUAAUUGGCAAUUUCACAUACGCCACAAAGAAGGCUGGAUUCAGAAAGGGAAAUAGUGCACAAGGCCAAUAAAGAGAUUGAUCUUCUGUAAAUGUAGCUGAGACUCAUUUUUGGUAAAAUAGAGGGAGCUUUACUCUACAGCACUGUACCUGACCAGGAGUGUUUGAAAGGAAAAAUACGCCAUUCCCAAAUAGGCCUCACUUGCCUUUAUAACCACAACAUUCACAAAAAAAGUAACCUUCUGCCUCUAGUAAUGACUAAUAUGUAAAAAAACCUGUACAUGUAACUCUACUUCUAAAAUAGAAGCAAAUUGUAACAAUGUUUCCUAUUGAAAGCAUUUACUGUAUUAAUAGUAUCCAGGUAAAAUAAAGCAAAAAGCAGUUAACUAGAGUUAAUGCAGUUCUGUCCAAAUUUUCAAAAAGGGAGAGAACUCUGCAUUCCUGGCUUAAGCAUUAAAGUAUAGCCAAUAACCAAUAGAAACUGGUUACAACAAUAGGAAUUCCUAGUGCUGUCUCACAAUUGUAAUCAGUGCAAUAUUACUUUUAAAAUACAAACAGCUGUUGUUUAGAACCAGAGUGAUAAAGUGCCAUGUAAAAUCAUUUGUGCUGACAUAUUUUUCUUAAAAAGCUUACAAGUACCAAAAUGUUUGUUUUUAGUUUAAGCGUCUACCAAUGAACAAAUGAAUUGGAUGAAAAUGAAAGAAAUAUUGUAUGUAUUUAAAUCAGAUAUAAAUAAUGGCAUAUUAAAAGUCUUUCAGAAUUUGUUCACUUUGAUAAGUAAAAACAGAAAGCACUUUGAAUUUUGAUAAAAUCAAGUUCAUGAUUUGUAAGUCUGAACUGUAAUAUAGUUUUGUCCGAUUAAAAUCAACUAACUUUUCAGUCCAACUCUUCUUUUAACAAAAUGUAAUUAAUCUUAUACCCUUACAGUAUUUGAGUUUUACACAUUAAAAACAGUUAACACAGUGCUUUCUGUUGACUUUUUGCUUGUGUUUUGUGCACAGUUUUCUUUCAGAUAAUAUGACAAGUAUCUUUGUAUUUCUUAAAUUGAAAUGAGCAUAUGCAUAUGUUCAGAAUUCUUUCCAAAGAAGAAAUUUAUUAUGCAACUCCUAUGCACAUUAAAACAAUAAAGUCAAUAGCCUUUUAUGUAAA
Molecule: messenger RNA, 3606 nt
Organism: Carcharodon carcharias (great white shark)
Lineage: Eukaryota; Metazoa; Chordata; Chondrichthyes; Lamniformes; Lamnidae
Gene: nhlrc2
Product: NHL repeat containing 2
Exons: 11
Coding region: 31-2163 (710 amino acids)
Molecular function (GO): protein binding
Source: RefSeq, a predicted model, not a curated record